AUGUGCGUCCUGAAGUGCAUCAAGUACGACUGUAUACAAUGCCAGCGAGCUAUAAGUGGCACUGAGCAACUCCAGGAAUGUCUUGAGUAUAGCCAUGGUAUCAAAUGCGAGACCACCAAUGAGUAUUUCACCGAGUAUGUCUCAGCCGACCAGUGCGAAGUGUGUGAGAUGCGCAGGAUCGAGGCCGAGGCGGCAGAGGAGGAGACGAAGAAGGCAAAUGUGACUUAA
Fusarium verticillioides 7600 is the source of this 228-nucleotide messenger RNA. RefSeq lists its product as hypothetical. Bases 1 to 228 code for a protein of 75 amino acids. The transcript has a single exon. Lineage: Eukaryota; Fungi; Ascomycota; Sordariomycetes; Hypocreales; Nectriaceae. The record is from RefSeq and is a predicted model, not a curated record.